AUGGUAUCGCUUGCGCUGUGGCGCAAGACGCGUAGCGCGGAGCCGGAGGACGCUGCGGCCGUGCUGGCGCGCGGGCCGCUGCGCGUGCUGCGCGCGCCCGAGCCUGCGCUGCUGCUGGCGCCGCGCGCGCCGCCUUGCGCUGCUGCCGGCAGUGCUGCUGCACCUGCAGCAGCACCCGCAGUCUGCCUGCAGCACGUGCGCGACGCUGGUCUACAGCAGCUGGACCUAGGCGCGCGCCACGCGCUCGCCAAGCUGCUCCUCGAGACGCAGGCGCAGCUGUACUGA
Molecule: messenger RNA, 285 nt
Organism: Parnassius apollo (apollo)
Lineage: Eukaryota; Metazoa; Arthropoda; Insecta; Lepidoptera; Papilionidae
Source: the annotation of a GenBank genome assembly